This is a messenger RNA of Rhagoletis pomonella (apple maggot), 252 nucleotides long. RefSeq lists its product as uncharacterized. The transcript has a single exon. The annotation marks the transcript as partial. The record is from RefSeq and is a predicted model, not a curated record. Lineage: Eukaryota; Metazoa; Arthropoda; Insecta; Diptera; Tephritidae.
AUGGGAAAAAGGGAAGAUGAAGAAGAAGGAGAAGGAGAAGGAGAAGGAGAAGGAGAAGGAGAAGAGAAGGAGCAGGAGAAGGAGAAGGAGAAGGAGAAGGAGAAGGAGAAGGAGGAGGAGAAGGAGGAGGAGAAGGAGAAGGAGAAGGAUAAGGAUAAGGAGAAGGAGAAGGAGAAGGAGAAGGAGAAGGAGAACGAGAACGAGAACGAGAAGGAGAAGGAGAAGGAGAAGGAGAAGGAGAAGGAGAAGGAG